AUGAUCGAAGCUGGAUCAUUCUGUCAGUUUUUGCAACAUGCUGGAUUUCCACAUAAUCCACUCUGCGACCAUUUUUUGCCAGACAAUAAUAACUUGACAUUCACUGACACAAAAAACGUGGCUACGGUAGCUGUUUUGGACAAUAUGGAGACAAACUUGCCUACUGUUGUAGCACUUGGUGCUAUACACGUAUGCUCCAGUAAUCAGGCUUAUCUUAUGUUCUGUAAAUAUGAUUUGAAAUAUGCAACAAAAUCAGUGACUAUUGAGGAGUGCGAACACGAUGAAUAUUGUCCUGAGAUCGAUAGAUAUCGUCAGCGUUACAUGAAAAUCAGCGGUGUAUGGAAUAAAGAGAUUGAUUAUUCGAGAUUGUCCAUAUAUUCUAAUGCAUUUGAAGAUCGUCGGCGGCAACAUUUACUUGUUCAUGUUUACGAACAGCUAAUCAAUAUUACGUUAAAAACACGCAACAUGGACGUAUACAAAAAUAUCACUGUCGAUUUGUACGACAGUGACUUUACUGAGAAAACUCGUCAGCUUUAUAGAGAUUUGAUGGGAUUUAUGGUUGCUGAUCAAACACGUUAUUUCCAAAUUACCAUUGAAAAAUCCAACUUACAAGCAGUUACUAAACGGACAAGAAAUGCAAAAUUGACAUGUAUGGAACUGAAUCCUAAAAAUGAACUUCAUUUCUUUGAGUACGAUUCCGUCGUUACUUUCAUGAAUCGCCAUGAUUAUCUGGAAUUCUUGUAUCAUAUAAAUGGAGUAUUAGGUAUAUUGGCCAUUGAAAAACAACAACCGGUUGGUUAUGUCCUCGCUCUCAACAAUCAUAUUCUUCAAUGUUAUGCGAAUACUCCUGAAAUAGCUUGUGACCUGAUUUGGAAGCUAAGCGAUAAGAUGUCAGAUCAAAUUCCAAUAACGAUGUUCAUGCGUGAAUGCAACGAUUGGAUUUGCGAGGAACUUUUGAAUAAGGCACAACAAAUAAACCGUAUUCAUCGUUUCCAUAGUCGCACACUUCCCACUCGUAUAAAAUGGGAAAAUGUAUUCUUGAUGAAUAUUGAAAAAUAUGAAAAAGGACUAGAAGACAGCAUCGAGUACGGACCUGAAAUCCGAAAUAUCGUUACAUAA
Acanthocheilonema viteae is the source of this 1119-nucleotide messenger RNA. Lineage: Eukaryota; Metazoa; Nematoda; Chromadorea; Rhabditida; Onchocercidae. The record is from the annotation of a GenBank genome assembly.